This is a messenger RNA of Cucumis melo (muskmelon), 2067 nucleotides long. RefSeq names its product protein NRT1/ PTR FAMILY 4.5-like. Gene Ontology annotation, cellular component: membrane. Gene Ontology annotation, biological process: transmembrane transport. The transcript has 5 exons. NCBI's taxonomy places the organism in Eukaryota, Viridiplantae, Streptophyta, Magnoliopsida, Cucurbitales, Cucurbitaceae. Gene Ontology annotation, molecular function: transmembrane transporter activity. Bases 14 to 1906 code for a protein of 630 amino acids. The record is from RefSeq and is a predicted model, not a curated record.
GACUUUUGAGAGCAUGGGUUUUGUGGCAAAUAUGACAAGCCUUGUUCAAUACUUUUUGUUUGUGAUGCAUUUUGAUCUUGAAACUGCUGCAAAUACCCUCACCAACUUCAUGGGUUCCGCUUUCUUGCUCUCUCUUCUUGGUGGAUUCCUUUCCGACACCUACAUCAAUCGUCUCACCACAUGUCUCAUUUUUGGCUUCCUCGAAGUCAUCGCAUUGAUAUUGAUUACAGUCCAAGCUUAUUCCCACGACCUCCUUCCGAGUCCCUUAUGCCCAAAGGACUGUGUCAAAGGUCGCAUCGCCUUCGUAUUCUACACCUCACUGUACCUACUAGCGAUUGGGUCUGGAGGGGUACGAGGGGCUCUACCGGCGCUGGGGGCGGACCAAUUCAACCAAAAGGAUCCAAAGGAGGCCAAGGCUUUAGGAACAUUUUUCAACUAUAUGUUGCUUAGUGUUGUGCUUGGAGCUGCUGUGGGAGUUACUGUGAUUGUUUGGGUUGCUGUGAAUAAAGCUUGGUAUUGGGGCUUCUUCAUUUCAGCUUUGGCUGCCCUUGUUGGCUUCAUCAUUUUUGCCAUUGGAAAACCCUUUUAUAGAAUUCAAGUUCCUGGUCAAAGCCCAAUUUUGAGGGUUAUUCAGGUUAUUGUUGUGGCGAUCAAAAAUCGACGGCUACGAUUGCCAGACACCCCAAAUGAAUUGUACGAGAUUAGUGACAAAGUUUAUAUGGAUUCAAUUCACUAUAAAAUUGUUCACACCAACCAACUCAGGUUUCUUGACAAGGCUGCAAUUGUUCCAAAGGACAUAGAACCACAGCCAUGGAAUGUUUGUAGUGUAACACAAGUAGAGGAAGUGAAGAUCAUAACAAGAAUGGUGCCAAUUUUCAUUAGCACCAUCAUCAUGAACACUUGUUUAGCACAACUUCAAACGUUCUCAGUUGAACAAGGCAACACAAUAAUCAUGGACAAAAGCCUUGGCCAUUUUCAGUUCCCAGCUCCAUCAAUUCCUGUUAUUCCAUUGGUCUUCAUGGCCUUCCUCAUCCCCCUCUAUGAGUUCGUCUUCGUCCCCUUCGCUCGAAAAAUCACUCACCACCCAUCCGGUAUUACUCAGCUCCAACGCGUUGGAGUUGGCCUGGUGCUCUCAGCGAUAGCAAUGGCGGUGGCCGGGCUCGUGGAGGUGAAGAGACGACAUCAAGCGAUAAAGCACCCAGACGAGCCGAUAAGUUUGUUUUGGCUAGCCUUUCAAUAUGGGAUAUUUGGAAUAGCAGACAUGUUCACCCUUGUAGGGUUGCUGGAGUUUUUCUACAAGGAAGCCCCCGUGGGAAUGAGGUCCCUUUCAACUUCCUUCACAUUUCUCUCCCUAGCUUUGGGUUAUUACUUGAGCAGCAUCUUUGUGAAUAUUGUCAACAAAGUCACUAGAAAUAUAACCCCAAGUAAGAGGGGUUGGGUUGAAGGUCUUAUUCCCGAGGACUUGAACCAUAACAACCUUAAUCUAUUUUAUUGGUUUUUGGCCAUUCUUAGUGUUUUGAACUUUUUUCACUACUUGUAUUGGGCGUCAUGGUAUAAGUACAAGACCGAGGAACCAAUUGAGGAGUUGAACAGUAAAGGAGGAGAGACAACUAAGGAGCCGAUUGCGGAGUUGAACAGUAAAGAAGGAGAGACGAUGACUAAGGAGCCGAUAGCAGAGUUGAACAAACAAGGAGAAGAGAUCAAGGAGCCGACUGCAGAGUUGAAUGGUAGAGGAGAGGGAGAGACAAAGGAGCCAAAUGUGGAGUUGAAUGGAGGAAGAGAGACCAAGGAGCCGAUUACGGAGUCGAACGAAAGAGGAGGUGAUGAUGUUCCUAUUCUUCACAAGGAGGGGAACGGAGAAGAUGCCAAGACUCACCAUAGUGAAGAAAAAGAAUCAAAUUUGUGAUGUGAAGGUGGAUAUGGAUCGAAAAGUUGGGUAAUUCGCUCUAUUGAACAUAUGAAAUAGAAUUGUCUUACAUAAUUACUGAAGCUUUCAGAUAAACUUUAUUAUCUUUGGUUUCUAUAUGGAUUUGAUCGACGUUAAGUUACUUAAAGUUUUGAUGGUUU